CACACUUGCACAGCACAAGGAGGGGGAACAAGGACGUUGCGAGCCUAACUCACUUUCCCAGCUGUUGGUGUCGGCCGCACGCUACACGCCGCUCGCCAGUGUGUAUUCAGUCGGUGUGCAAGUGUGUCAGUCAGUGAGCAGUGAGCAGUGAGCAGCGACAUGGUUGUGCCUGCUACCAACACAAAUGUCUCCGGCAAAACAAUGCGAAUCGCCAAGAUCCUGGCGCGGCGGAAAACAGAAGAAGAGGAGGGUAAUGAUGGUGGGACCAAGCUGAAGAGAGUUCUGGGACUGGCAGACCUCACGAUGUUGGGUGUGGGCAGCACUCUGGGACUGGGAGUGUAUGUGUUAGCUGGGGCUGUAGCCAAGACUGAUGCUGGGCCUGCAGUUACAAUAUCUUUCCUCAUUGCUGCAGUAGCUUCAGCUUUUGCAGGUCUCUGCUACGCUGAGUUUGCAGCAAGAGUACCGAAAGCUGGCUCAGCCUACGUCUACAGUUAUGUUACAGUCGGUGAACUUGCAGCCUUCAUCAUCGGAUGGAAUCUCAUCUUAGAAUACGUAAUUGGCACGGCCAGUGUGGCCCGAGGUCUCAGCAACUACAUCGACUCUCUGUUUGACAAAGUGAUGAGCAACGCCCUCACGGAGGCGAUGCCUAUCGGAGUGUCCUGGCUCAGCCCGUACCCGGAUUUUCUCUCCUGUGGAUUCAUCCUGGUUUUGGCACUUCUCCUGGCAUGGGGUGUUAAAGAGUCCUCCUUCCUCAACAAUGUAUUCACAGCUGUCAACCUCUGCACUGUGGCUCUAGUGGUCAUCGUGGGUGCUUUCUAUAUCAAUGUUCAGAACUGGGCUCUGGACCCUGAUGCAGCCCCGGAUAAAGAUGGCAGUGGAAAAGUGGUCAAGGCAGGAAUGGGAGGGUUCAUGCCGUUUGGGGUCUCUGGAAUCAUGGCCGGAGCUGCCAAGUGCUUCUACGGUUUUGUAGGAUUCGACUGCGUAGCAACUACAGGUGAAGAGGCAAAAAACCCUAAACGAGACAUUCCACUCUCUAUAAUCAUUUCUCUGCUCAUCAUUUUCCUGGCUUACUUCAGCAUUGCCAGUGUGAUGACACUUAUGUGGCCCUACUAUCUGCAGGAUGAAGCUGCUCCUAUCCCGUACGUGUUUGGAGAGAUCGGUCAGCCUGUCGUGAAGUUGAUUGUUUCCGUCGGAGCUAUAUUUGCUCUGUGUACCAGUGUGAUCGGGUCUCAGUUUGCCAUACCCAGAAUGCUCUACGCCAUGUCAUACGAUGGACUCCUCAUCGCCUCCUUCGCCAAAGUGAGCGUCAAGCGGCAGACUCCUGUCAUCGCUACCAUGUUCGGGGGUGCCGUUGCAGGUAUAAUGGCGGCAGUGUUCAACCUGGAUCAGCUGAUAGACAUGAUGUCAAUAGGAACUCUGCUGGCUUACACUAUAGUAGCCAUCUGCGUCCUGGUACUUAGGUACCGAGAUCCGAACCCAGUGAUGUAUGAGGUACCGAUGGUGGAACGAUCAAAUGGGAACUCAGCAAGGCCUGAAAUUCAAGCUUCGACAAUAUCCUCUCUCAAAGACAUCUUUAACCUCUCUAUGAUGAAGUAUCCAAGCAGAACUUCUGAGAUGAUUUCCUACUGGGCCCUUGCUUCUUACAUUGUCCUGUCAGCGGUGUUCUGCAUCACCUUGGUGAAUGUGGAGGAUUUUCUGGCCAACGGCACAGUUUGGGCGAUUACAGUCGUCUCAGUCCUGGCCCUCUGCAUGGUGAUCAUCCUGCUCAUCCUUCACAGGCAGCCUCAGGCUCAAGAGAAUCUCAACUUCAAGGUUCCUCUUCUCCCGCUGAUUCCAUGCCUCAGCAUUUGCAUCAACCUGUACCUUAUGGCCAAACUGGACAUUCACACAUGGAUACGGUUCGGCAUCUGGCUCUUUGUUGGGAUGCUGAUCUACAUAUUCUACAGUAUACCCAACAGUAUGGAGGGAAUCAAGGCGAAACAAGCCAAGGCGGAGUCCAAAAGCCAGAACAAAUCUUCGACACGGGAAAAUGCCAAGAUAUAGCCUUUAACUUGUACUUAGCUUGCCUUUACUUUGUAAAUAUCAACUUGUCUGUGAGAGUACCAGUGCUUGUACAUAAUAAGUAGUUUUGUAAAUAAACAGUAAACAAUGUGAUAGUCCUAGUGUUAAGUUGUUCCCUCGUAAUUUUACGCUUGCAAAGUGCAAUUUUAAAAUUAGAUUUAUCAAACAGUAUCUGUUUUAACCGUAGUGUGACCUAGAUGCCGUUGCUGACUAGUUCUGCUGUUAAAUAAUUUGUAUUAGGUACUGUUCACAAAUUAUAGUAGACUUAUAAUUUAAUAUAAACUGAAAUCAUUGUACAACGUUUUACAUAAACACUUCUUAUUCAGACAAAACUGGCACAAUGUAAAGCAAUAUCGUACCACUCAGUUCAAAAUUGAAAUGUACAGUUCUACCUCAUGUCUAUUAAUAAUAUGCUUGAAACCUGAUGAAACCUUUUACAAACAAUGAAAAUUUAUGGAAGUUAUUUCUAAGUAAUCUUUGAUGUAUAUGGGACAUGUUGUUAAGGUAACUACUGUUUGAAAUAUGCCCUUUGCAAUGCUACAAAGGGCAGUAGCUUGUACAUGCUGUACCUUCCUGUGUUUGGAAGCUACAGAUCAUACUGAUUGAGAUCUUCUUUACUAUGAAAUUCAUGAGUUGUGAUUCAUUUUUCUGGUUCUAAAGGUAUUAAAGCAGCCAAAAUUUUGCCAUUAAAUCAAUGAAUUUUAUUGUAAAAAUACCAUAAUCAGAAUUAUACGGAAUGAAAUGGGUAGAGCUUUUAAAGAUUGCCACAAAAAAAUUAAUAAUGAGGAAUUCAAUUGUCAUUUUUGAAGAUCUGGUACAGAAAUUUAUAAAAAAAAUAAAGAACAUAUGCAUUCUAAUUUCAUUACAAUUUGAUGUGUUUCUUCAAGUGUCGGAACUUUCAGAGGUGUCUAUGGAAUUGUCAUUAAGUAUUUAACAUGUUCACAAUAUGUAUCCGAUUGGAUACACACUGGGCUUUCGUAAAUGUUUUUGUGCACAUACUUUUCUCUUAUAGUUAGACAUUUAACUUUUUUUUAAUCAAUGACAGUUUUUGAUUAUUAUUAAAAAUUUUGACAGCAUAUAAAAAAUUCCGAAAAUUAGCCGUCGUCGUGAAUGUGUUAAAUGAUCAAAAGUUUAUAGUUUAUGCUGGUUAUCAAACUUAUUGAAUGAACUGCAGAAAAGACACAUUUAGUCAGUAAUCUUUCAAACUCGAGAUCUCAUUGUAUCCUUGGGAAUAACCAUCUCCCUUUCAUACAGUGAAAAUUUAGAGAUUAGUGACUACCAGCUGUUUGUGCUGUGUUUUGAAGUCAGCAUGAUGACGAUAAGCUGAAAACAAUCUUGUUUCAGUGGCAACCAAACACAUGAUGAACUUGUAAAAGGUGGGAUUCUAAAGUUGGUUGUACAAUUUGACAAGUGCCUCUAUGAGUGGACGUAUAUAGAAGAGUAGAUUAAGAAACAGGUUUUCAAGUCAAAAUAAAACUGUUCAAAUUAUUAAAAAUAUUACAAAAUGGUAUUUACUGUAAGACCUGUCUCAUAUCUCAUUCAGUCUCAUAUAAUUUGGGAUAUACUACUUAAGAUUUUAGGUAAGUAAAUCAAUUUAUAGCCCUGAGAGUAACCUAUUGAAAUCAAUCAAAUUUUUGAUCUGUUUAGUGUUUAUUUAGCUAUCCAUAUUUCAUCUUAUAACAUCAAAUAUAGCAAUUAUGUAUUUAGGUUAGCACCUAUUGUUACUUGCCUACAAUGUGACAUAUUUUGUUAUUUUAGUUUAGUGAUCUUAAUGGGAUUUUCAAUACUAGAAGUAUUAAUUUAAAAAGCUGUUGUAUGACAACUACACUGGGACAAAUAUAACUUAUUAAAUACAAAAAUAGGUUAAUAUAAUGUUGGAAUGUAAAUAAUGAAUGUAAAAACUUGAAUAUUAUAAUAUAAAAUAAAUAGUAAUUUUAUGUAAGGGUGUAAAAUUGUUAACCAUUGUCCUUUACUACAAAUCUAAAGCAAUAGAUAACUGAAGAAUAAUAUUUUUGUACUACACUUUAGUAAAAUACAGAAUUGUUUGCUCUCAAAAUGUUUUAAUAUGUAUAUUGUUACUUCAGAACUAGGUUUUAUUUAGUAAUAUUACAAUCAAUAUUUCUCUUUAAAAUGUCAUUAGAAACAACAAAAUCCUUACUAGAUUGAAUAGUAAUGUUAGAAGUGACAAUUUUUUAUUUGUAUUUACUGAAUUAUAAUUAAAAUGUUUGACUUAUAA
Molecule: messenger RNA, 4297 nt
Organism: Homalodisca vitripennis (glassy-winged sharpshooter)
Lineage: Eukaryota; Metazoa; Arthropoda; Insecta; Hemiptera; Cicadellidae
Gene: slif
Product: cationic amino acid transporter 3
Exons: 14
Coding region: 160-2043 (627 amino acids)
Biological process (GO): transmembrane transport; amino acid transport
Cellular component (GO): plasma membrane
Molecular function (GO): amino acid transmembrane transporter activity
Source: RefSeq, a predicted model, not a curated record